ACGUGCGCGACGUCACCUGCUGGGAUCCCGAAGAUGGCGACGACAGGGACGCUGCAGCUUCACCGCAUCUUUUCGGCCUUCCUCCUCCUUCUGCUCGGGCUGCUAGGCCACUGCGAGGAGCAGGUUCCGCUCCUUUUGUGGACGCACGAAUGGACCCCCGAACUGAGCCAGUCCGCCCCUGCGGCCGGUCACAUCGUAGAGCAGCAGCAACUGGGCGCCUACCUGGACAAAACCCUCAACACGGGCCCUCGUAAUGUGGUGCUGUUUCUUCAGGACAAGAUGAGCGUGGAGGAUUUUACCCUUUAUGGAGGAGCUUUUGGAAACAAGCUGGACAGCAUUUUUCCCAACUUGGAGAGCGCUCUGAGGUCGUCGUCAUCCUCUCUGGUGCUUCCUGCCGUGUCCUGGCCCGCCUCCAAUGCUGUGAUUGGUCAUCUGCAAGACCACCUGGGAACCUCACCUCUGUAUAUGGACCCUGAGACGCUGAGUCAGCUUCGACUCAACGCCUCCUCGGCGGCCCUGCUUGUCUUCCGACUGCCCUACUACAUCGGGUCCGAUCUGAUGUCUCCCAAAGAGGUUCUCAGUGGCAACGACGAGGUGAUCGGCCAGGUUCUAAGCAUCAUGAAGACCCAGUCAGUUCCAUACACGGUCAUCUACACUGCACUGCGACCCUCCAGGGAGGCGCCAUCGCUCUCCAUGGAGGCCACCCUGGGGGGAGGACGCUCUCUACUGCAGGCCCGAGGGGGAUACAGAGAUCGGGAGAGGGAGCGGGAGAGGCAACGCAAAAUGAAGCAGCGGACUGGGACCUACGCUCCAGUGGAGUUUAAGGAAGGCGAGAGCACCUGCAUCCUCCUGUGGGCCAAAGGACUGUCAGUCAGCAUCCUGCGAAGCGGCCGCUGGGAGGCACAUGACUUGACCCCGUCCACCUUCGGGGAGGGCGUCAUCCCGAAGCUCCAUGGAUCAAGUUGUGACAAAACCAAAGCACGUCUCGUCCUGAACUAUGAGAACGUUCUUGGCCACCGCAACUUCAAACUCCUUUUCGCUCUGAGCCAGCGCCACUACAAGGUGUCAGCCCGACGCUGGUUCACGCUGGACGCCGUGGAGUUGGAGUAUGACGGCAUCAAGGCGACCUUUAACGGCAGCAGGAACAUAUAUGCCCCUGCCGAGUACUCGUACCGCUGCGAGUCUGUCACCAGCUUCCGAUGGCCGCUGCUCGUCCCGCGUUCGUCCAAAGACCCAGCCAAUCAGUGGAGGGUCUCCUUUGAGGACUUCCAGAUCCAAGGCUUCAAUGUGAGCGGAAGUGAGUUCUCAUAUGCCUCCGACUGCGCCGGCUUCUUCUCUCCCGGCAUCUGGAUGGGCCUGAUGACCACGCUCCUCAUGGUCCUGGUGCUCACGUACGGCCUGCACAUGAUCAUGCAGCUGCACACCAUGGACCGCUUUGACGACCCCAAGGGUCCGGCCAUCUCUGUGCCCCAGACAGAGUAAAUCAUGUCUUCCUAUCCACCGCACUCACCCAAGUCCCCAUACCAUUCCCUUUGUGCUACAGACCCAUUACUGGUAUUGCAUCAUCAUAAUCAUGGCACUGAUUGUCUUAAAUGACAUAUUUUUCCUCAGCGUGGCCUGCUCAUGUUCAGGUAUUUGAUUGUGUCUUGAACACAAGUAGAUGGUAAAGUAGUAAAAAGGGAGUCCAGCUUAAAAAAGAUCUAUACAUAUAAUAUACAAAUGUUAUUUAUUGGUGAUAGUGUUUGUGUUUAUUGCUUGUUGCGGUGGGGAUAAAUGUAGUAUUUAUCUGUUUAAUUGAAGGGAAUACAUGUUUACGUCAGGGAAAUGGAGAAAAAUGGGAAUUAUUUAUUAUUUCUGUUGAUUUGAGGACCGUGAAGUGGCUGUAAUGGUUGUGGUCGAUGUCGUGCUGUUCAUCAAUAAAACGUGUCGAUGUACCCGUCUCAGUCAAAAA
This is a messenger RNA of Doryrhamphus excisus (bluestripe pipefish), 1951 nucleotides long. RefSeq names its product ATPase H+ transporting accessory protein 1a (gene atp6ap1a). The record is from RefSeq and is a predicted model, not a curated record. Gene Ontology annotation, molecular function: ATPase activator activity. NCBI's taxonomy places the organism in Eukaryota, Metazoa, Chordata, Actinopteri, Syngnathiformes, Syngnathidae. Gene Ontology annotation, cellular component: proton-transporting V-type ATPase complex.